Molecule: messenger RNA, 1653 nt
Organism: Dreissena polymorpha
Lineage: Eukaryota; Metazoa; Mollusca; Bivalvia; Myida; Dreissenidae
Product: alanine racemase 2-like
Exons: 9
Coding region: 240-1469 (409 amino acids)
Biological process (GO): D-alanine biosynthetic process
Cellular component (GO): cytosol
Molecular function (GO): pyridoxal phosphate binding; alanine racemase activity
Source: RefSeq, a predicted model, not a curated record
UAUCAUUGUGAAUGCGUGCAAUUAAAUCAAUGUGAUAAAGUAAAUCGCCACCAGUUUAAGUCAGUUUAAACAAUCUACUGAUAAAGUAAUUUUUAAAUAGUUUGAUGGUUUAUGGGUAAACUUCCGCUGGUAAACUCGUUCAUAUGUACAUACAGGAAAAUACUCGCAAUGCAUGUACUUUUAGUGAUUUUUGUCGUAAUAUAAUAAUAUAUGUAGAACGACAGUGUGCGUCGUGAAUCAUGGCGGAGGAGUGUGAGGUGAUGAAUGGCUUCCGGCUCGCCCAGAGGUCGUGCUUCCUAAGGAUCAACCUGGAUACGGUGUUAAGCAACCUGGAUGUGGUCAGGCAACGCAUCGGACACAACACCGGGAUCAUCGCCGUUGUCAAGGGCAACGCGUACGGUCACGGUAGCGUGAUGCUGUCACGCUUUCUGGAGCUACGCGCGGGGAUCACGUGCUUCGCCGUGGGUACGGCGAGCGAAGGGGUGGAGCUUAGAGAGGGCGGUGUGAAGGCAGAUGUUAUCAUACUAGGCGUGAGCAGUUGCUUUGAGAUACCAACCAUAAGAGCGCAUAGGCUGAUCCCAAGCAUUUCCUGUCUGAAGUUCUUGAAAGAAUGGGUUAAGCACCACAAUGAUGGCGGACAUUCAUCAAAUAAUGGGCUGAUCAAAAGCCAUGUGGGUAAAGUUGUGGUCGGGGUUGACACCGGAAUGCGGACAAGCGGAUGUAGCAUCGAGGAUCUCCCAGCCGUCAUGCAGUUGUGUGAGAGGCACGAGGUCCCCGUGCACAGCCUGAUGACUCACUUCGUGGACUCCUGGGAGGACCUUCAGCUCACACGUGACCAACUGCACGCGUUCCUCGAGGCUGUACAACCGUACAGGUCUCGAGGAGUCCCCGUGCAAGCGGCCAACACGUGCUCGGUGUUCAACGGUAUCGCGGCAGAGCUGGACUUCAUCCGAGUGGGCGUGGCCAUGUACGGACAACCACUGGAUUCGUCUUUGGCCAGUGUGGAGGUAAGUGAGGCCGCGGGUUUGAGACCAGCCCUAAGCAUGUACGCAUGCGCAACCAAGGUGAUCGAACUCCGUGCCGGACAGUCCAUAGGCUACAAUAGAGGAUACACGUGUCAACACGACGGUGAGACGUUCGCCAUUCUAUCGUUUGGCUUCGCAGACGGCUUCUCGAGGUGCUUUCGCACAGGUCAUGUGCGUACUCUGCAAGGAACAAUUUGCCCAAUUGUCGGACGGGUGAGCAUGGAUACGACUACCGUUAAAAUAUCAUCCAAAUCUGAAACAAUCUUCUGUGUUAUGAGUCACGAUUACAGCGACGUCAAUUCCUCUGCGACGUUGGCCAAAUUAGGCAAUACAACUACCACAGAAACAAUAAUUCGUCUGUCCAAACGUCUGCCGAGGCUUUACCUGUUUAACGGACAGAUGUUUGACAUAGAUACAGGUUUAUCGAAAUUGUUUACAGACUAGCGCCACAUUUUUAACGCUUGCAAUGUGUAUUAAUUUUAUGCACAUAUGAUUUAUUAUGUUUAAUAUAAGUGUUAAGCACUGUGUGUUGAAUAUAAAAUGUUAUUCUGUUUAACUUGUGAAUGUGAAAUGCUUAUUUUUAAAAAUACGUGUAAACUUUUAUGCGAUAAAUUUAACCCCGCCCUCA